Calypte anna (Anna's hummingbird) is the source of this 2241-nucleotide messenger RNA. RefSeq lists its product as uncharacterized. Lineage: Eukaryota; Metazoa; Chordata; Aves; Apodiformes; Trochilidae. The record is from RefSeq and is a predicted model, not a curated record. The transcript has 5 exons. Bases 409 to 2241 code for a protein of 610 amino acids.
GGGGUGGGCGGCGCGGCGAGGACCCCCCCGGCGGCGGUGGGGAAGAGGGGCCCGGCCUGCUGCUCCUCGGAGGACAGCGAGAUCAACAUCACCAGCGAGGAAGAGGAGGAGGAGGAAGGCAGCGAACGGCCCGCUUGGGCAUCGGGCACCUCCUGGGCGUCGGGUACCACCUGGGCAUCGGGCACCUCUUGGGCAUCGGGCACCACCUGGGCACCGGGCAGCGCCUGCUACAUCUGUGGCAGCCUCUUGUCACCCAGCACCCAGCACCGGGUCCACGUGCAGAAGCAGGAGAAGACCUCCUCGGCACCUUUCUUCCCUUUCCUCUGGCUGCACAGCCCCCCGCCGGGUGCCCAGCCCCUCUCGCCCACCGGCAGCACCCUGGUGUGUCCCUGCUGCUUCUCCUCCCUCAUGCAGCAGUGGCAAAGCUUCGAGUUGGCCAACGUCCCCGUGCUCCAGAGGCUCUACGUGGUGCCCCUCAACGCCGGGGCCGUGACCGCCAAGGGCCGGCGAGGGAUGAAGGAGGAUGAGGGGGGCACCCCGCUGGCACCCGAGGCUUGUUACCUCUGUGGGGAGGAGUGUGGCAAGGAGGCCAGGCCGGUGGCUGCCAAGAUCACCAACGGCAACGCCAAGAGCACCAUGCACUUCCCCUUCCUCAGCCUCCUGCCCUGCCCGCCCGGUGCCAAGGGGCUGAACAAGCACUGGGAGGUCAGCAGCUGCCGCAAGUGCUUCGGGGUCUUGCAGGACCUGUGGGCCAUGUACAGGGCCUGCCACAACGAGGAGCUCAUCACCUCGGUGCAGAGCUUCCUGGGGAGGUAUCACCAGGUCUUCUCCGCCGGCGAGCCCGGCGGCUUGGCCGGUCACCCCGCCAUCAAGCCCGGUGCCACCUCCGUCUGCUACAUCUGCGGGGCCGAGCUGGGAGCAGGCAAAGAAUUUCAGCUCAACGUCAACCCUCCGGGACGAUUUGGGGAGAAGGAACCCUUUUUCCCCUUCCUGACCGUCUACCCUCCGGCCCCACGGGCCAGGCCGGCCGAUUCCACCGGCUUGGUGGCCACUUGUGUCCUCUGCUACCACGACCUGCUGGGGCAGUGGCUGCAGCACGAGGGCAGGAACUCCCACCACCCCAGCAGCGCUUGGUCCCGCCAGUACAAAGUGGAGACCUUCGUCUGCUUCUUCUGCCGGCAGGAGAAGAAGAGAUGCCUUGGAUUAAAAGCCGUUCAAGUGGCCAGGCUCCCUGUCUUCCUCUACACCCUCCGCGUGGCCAACAGCUUGCUGGUGGAUGAUGGGAAGCACCUGACCAUCGGUGCCUGUGCCGAGUGUGGGGCCGUGGUCCUGGCUGGCAAGAGCAUGACCCCAGCGGAGCUGCUGGCAGCAGCACCCCCAGCUCUCCUCCCCAAGGUGUCCUCUUCGUCCCUCGAGACAGCUGCCACCAAGCCUGCUGCCAGCGAGCCACGGCACCGGGCGGCCAGCACCGGGGAGAGGAGCCCAGGGACGGGGGAAACACUGCCCAGGACAUCAUCCAGAGAACGGGUUUGGAUGUGGAGAGCCUGGACGCUGGAGCUACAAGCGUCGCCGCCGCGCUGCCGGAGAGCCCAGGGGAACCGCAGCCCUGCUGGUGACAAACGGCUCCGGCACAGCCACAGCAGUGCCCACGCGGGCGCCAACGGGGACUUUGGCCGUGCCGUGACACCCCCGAGCCCAGAGUGGGGGUGUGGCACCCGUGGCUGCGGGCAUGGGCUCGUGUCCUCUUCGUCCCUCGAGACAGCUGCCACCAAGCCUGCUGCCAGCGAGCCACGGCACCGGGCGGCCAGCACCGGGGAGAGGAGCCCAGGGACGGGGGGAAACACUGCCCAGGACAUCAUCCAGAGAACGGGUUUGGAUGUGGAGAGCCUGGACGCUGGAGCUACAAGGAUCUGGCACCGCUUUGGGGAUCCCUCGAGGCGAUGUGUCCCUCCCCGGGAGGGUUGGGGGGGAGGGCAGGAGGCAUUUGCAAGCUGCUCACAGCCCAGCCGGCAGCAAGCUGGGAGCCGUGGCCUGGAACGGGCCUGCCGAAGUCAGCUCGGGAUUUAUUACCCUGCCAGUGGCUGCCGGGCAAAGGUGACAGUGACUAAUGGCUUGUUACACGCCUGCCACAUCUCAUCUGUGCACCGCGGCCGGCUGCCGGCGCUCCCAGCCCUGCUGUGCGGGCGGCCCGUGCCCCCACCCUCCCUUAUCCACGAGGGGGGGCCAACAGGACAGGGGUGA